Messenger RNA from Drosophila teissieri, 463 nucleotides. RefSeq names its product neuropeptide-like protein 32. Bases 39 to 353 code for a protein of 104 amino acids. The record is from RefSeq and is a predicted model, not a curated record. The transcript has a single exon. Lineage: Eukaryota; Metazoa; Arthropoda; Insecta; Diptera; Drosophilidae.
UCUGUAUCAGCAACCCAUCGAAUCAAGCAGAAAGCAAGAUGCGUCUAACACUUCUGGCCCUCAUCGGCGUCCUGUGCCUGGCCUGUGCCUACGCCUUGGAUGACUCCGAGAACAACGAGCAGGUGGUCGGACUCCUGGACGUCGCCGACCAGGGAGCGAACCAUGCCAACGACGGAGCCCGAGAGGCGCGCCAGUGGGGCUACGGCGGCCGAGGAGGCGGAGGAUGGGGUGGCCGUGGAGGAUGGGGCGGUGGCGGAUGGGGCGGCCGUGGUGGCGGAUGGGGAGGUCGUGGUGGCGGAUGGGGAGGCCAAGGAGGAUGGGGCGGUCGAGGAGGUGGCUGGUAUGGCCGAUAGAACCACUGACAUCGCUGACCACGCCUCCGACCCAUCCCUCCACUUGCCAAGUCUGAAGGACCUCCUUCACUGAUGUCAUGGCGUGAAUAAAGAACUUUGGAGCAUUUAAA